CUAGUUUGUUUGAUUAUUUGAAAUUACAAAUCGAAAACGUUUAUCAAAUUUUGUCACUAUUUAAUUAUAAUAAACAAAAGUCAACUAAUUUUAGAUAUUUUACUAAAAUGAGUAAACCUCCGGAAUCGCCAGAAAAAUGCUGCAUUCAGACAGAAAAACACAGUGUUUUAAUAGCUCAUGGAUUGUGUUCAUUGUUAGAACAUCAGAGUUUAGUAGAUAUUGCUGUUUGUUGUGGUAGUAACAUUUUACUUGCACAUAAAAUUGUUUUAGCAGCAAACAGUCCGCUCUUUAGGGAAAAGUUUGAGCAAAAUCCGAACAUUGAGCAAGUUAUACUGUCAGGCACAGAAUUCACUGUCAUUCGAUCCCUUAUAGAGUUCAUGUAUUGUGGUGAAACAUACAUAAACGAAGAUCUCAUCAAGUAUUUAGUUGCUUUUGGAAGAAUGUUACAGAUGGAUAUAUUAGAGAAUCUAGCCAAUGAACAUAAUUUUUCAGAUGAUUUCAUUGUAUUGCCGCAACCCCAAUUCCUCACCAAGAAACCCAAGUAUCCUGCAUUUCCGUUCAGUACAUCUAGCCCACCUCCUGCAUGUUCCACCCCUCUAAAACCCUUGAAUUACAACGUCAACCUUUACAAACCCACGAAAAAACGGAAAGUCCGCGACGAAGCCGAGCACCAAGCGUGUCUUAAGGAAGCCUUGGCGAGUAGAAGAGCAAUAGCCAAUCUAAAAAAAGAAAUUGGAAUUGCUCCCCAAUCGAGUACAUUCAUCAUUGAAGACACUUGUACCGAAACGACAGUGGAAAAUUUUAUACCGAAUUCGGGCGAAUCAGGUUUCGUAGAAUUGGACCUUAAUGGACAGAUCGUCUUACCAGAAAGUCAACAGUUUGCACCUGAACUGGGAAAAUCCAACAUUAUUCAGUUGACAUUGCCGAAUGGCGAACAGAAUUUGACUGCCGAGAAAAUUAAGAAAAUAUUGGGAAAUCAGGCUAAUUCUAACGUGGAAAUUAUGUUUAGGACUAACGAUGGAAAUUUUGUCACUGUUACUGACGAUGUCUUGCAGAAUUUGCAGAAAGAUGGUUUACAAUACCAAGUGAUAGACGAAGAAGGAAGAAUGGGCGAAGUGCAGGAACUUCAACUUUUGAACAAAGAUCAGCCGGAAAAAAUAGAAAAUCCCCAUGAGAAUGACGAACCCGUCCAAUUUUUCAAAACUCCCAAAUUAGCCGAACUACCAACAACGAACGACUUGCAACACGCCGUCGUUUUGCCAUUGAUGUCGAACGACAACGAGAUGAUGACGGACAUGAAACCGACACAGGAUUUCGAAGUUGCGCAUUUCUUCCAAAAUCCCAAAAUUGAAAAUGACACCGAUUCCAUGACCAUUUCCGAAAACAUAUUGGAGAAUUCGAAAUUUUCCCCGGAUAUGUUUUUCACCGAAUCCGGUGACAGUAGCGACAAGUGCGAUAAGAAAAAUAUUAGUCGUAAGGGUAUAAUGCUCACACCUUGAAUUUUUUGUAAAUAUAUUUUAAGUUUAACAGUUUAAGGAGAAAUGAUAUUAGAUGACUUCAAAUUUGGUAUCAUUAAAAAAUAUUUUAUUAAAAGAAGCAUGUUUUUUAAAAAUACUUUAGAGUGGUGUAAUUUCUAAAGACUACACAAUUUCUUGUACAAGAUUUGAUACAAUUUCUUGUACAGUUUAAAUUAUGUAGUAGAAUACAGUAAAUUAAUUGAAAAAUCGAAUUUUUUAAACA
Molecule: messenger RNA, 1740 nt
Organism: Psylliodes chrysocephalus
Lineage: Eukaryota; Metazoa; Arthropoda; Insecta; Coleoptera; Chrysomelidae
Source: the annotation of a GenBank genome assembly